Gymnodraco acuticeps is the source of this 3195-nucleotide messenger RNA. RefSeq names its product solute carrier family 37 member 3 (gene slc37a3). Gene Ontology annotation, cellular component: endoplasmic reticulum membrane. Gene Ontology annotation, molecular function: transmembrane transporter activity. The transcript is spliced from 14 exons. Lineage: Eukaryota; Metazoa; Chordata; Actinopteri; Perciformes; Bathydraconidae. Gene Ontology annotation, biological process: transmembrane transport. The record is from RefSeq and is a predicted model, not a curated record. The coding region runs from base 269 to 1783 and encodes 504 amino acids.
CCUCCUGUCCUGCGGGGGCAGCACUGAGUCUCUGGGCUCUGCGGGCAGCUACCUCCGCUACACCAGAGUGCACAGUAAACACAAACCGACGCCACACCGAGAACAAGCCAGCAACGACUACAGUAGCAGAAAGUGAUGUGCUUGUACCAUCUGCCGUAGCGGGACUCUAUAGCUGAACCCGUUCCCUUCCCUGUUGCUGUUCCCCCUGAAGACCUCCACCACUUCCUCCUUCCCCGUCCUCCACCUCCUCCUCUUCUCCCCCCCUGUGAUGCCUCCCUCGUGCUGUGGCUGCCUGUCACAGUACACUCAUCACCAUCUGGUUGCCUUCCUCCUCACCUUCUUUAGCUAUGUGCUGCUCCAUGCCUCCAGGAAGACGUUCAGCAAUGUGAAAGUCAGCAUCUCCGCUCAGUGGACGCCAACUUUUACAAAUGACAGCGCAGCAGCUUUUUCUCCCGGCAAGACAUGGGAGGGCAAUCAUCUGUUUGCAGAUAAAGAGCAGGCCACUCUGUUCCUGGGAGCUCUGGACACCAUCUUCCUCUUCUCAUACGCAGUGGGUCUGUAUUUCAGCGGUGUGAUUGGGGACAGAGUGAACCUGCGCUACGUGCUCUGCGUCGGCCUGUGUGGCUCUGCUGCAGUGGAGUUUGUGUUUGGCACUCUCACCGAAUGGCUCAAGAUCUACAACGUGUAUCUGUACUGUGGGCUGUGGGUGCUGAACGGCCUGCUGCAGUCCGCUGUGUGGCCCUGCGUGGUGGCCGUCAUGGGGAACUGGUUCGGCAAGGCGGGCCGUGGCUUUGUGUUUGGCCUGUGGAGUGCCUGUGCCUCUGUAGGAAACAUACUGGGGGCUUUCCUGGCUUCUAGCGUGCUCAAGUAUGGAUACGAGUACGCCUUCUUGGUGACCUCGGUGGUGCAGUUUGCCGGUGGGGUGGUGGUGUUCUUCGGCCUGCUGACCUCCCCGAAAGAAGUCGGUUUGAGCUUGGAGGCAGAGACUGGCCUGAGUCCGGUGAAGACGGACACGGACAGCCACCGGCCUCUGAUGAGCGACGAGGAGGAGGAGGACGCCGCCGAGGUGGAGGUGUACGACAGACAUUACCACUCGAUUCAGGAGCCGGAGGAUCCUCUGGCUGAGGCCCCUCUCCCCGUGACCUUCUGCCAGGCCUUCUGUCUGCCUGGAGUGCUGCCGUAUUCCCUGGCGUAUGCGUGUCUGAAGCUGGUCAACUACUCCUUCUUCUUCUGGCUCCCUUUCUACCUGACCAACAACUUUGGCUGGAAGGAGGCCGAUUCUGACCGCCUGUCUGUGUGGUACGAUGUCGGAGGAAUCCUCGGAGGGACGAUUCAGGGUUUGAUUUCUGACUUGAUGGGCAAGAGAUCCCCGGUUUUGGCCCUCAGUCUGGUGCUGGCCAUGGCAUCCCUGGUGGGAUACAGCCACUCACCUAAUGACCAGGUAAUAAACGCCGCGCUGUUGACAACUACGGGCUUCUUCAUUGGCGGUCCAUCUAAUAUGAUCAGCUCCGCCAUCUCUGCUGACCUGGGGAGGCAGGACGCUUUGAGGGGGAGUCAGAAGGCUUUGGCUACAGUCACCGGCAUAGUGGACGGGACAGGAAGUAUAGGAGCCGCUGCGGGACAGUACCUCGUGUCGCUGAUAGAGAGCAAGCUGGGCUGGAUUCAAGUCUUCUACUUCUUCAUCGCCAUGACGGCGGGCAGCAUUGUGUUCAUCACUCCUUUGCUCCACAAAGAGGUGCGUGAGAUGUGGAGAGAAAGACAAGCGCUGCGUCGCCAGCUGUGAACGCUCCAUCAUCCUGUCAGCUGUAAGCUACUCUUAUCGAGUGACAACGCAGCUCACAAACUGCUCAUUUUAGGUGAGUUUUGGGAGAUGGAAAAAUUGGUGGCCAGAACGGUCCACACCCAUGGGCGCCGCCACAGAGCACAACACUGCAGUCUUAUCCUGUCACUAGAAGCCUAAAAGUGUAAAUGCUCAAUUAUUUUAGUGUGAAAACAAAGAUAUGAAGUUUAAACUGAAUGCUGGUUUUAAAAGAAUAUACUUUUAAAAUGGACUUUGCCGUCCAAUCUGCACCAUCACACUACUACUGUACAUAUUUAAGGAUUUAAAUGGAUGUAAAAAUAAGAUUGGCAUUUUAGAUAAGAAGUUCUUUAGUUAAGAUCAAGCCCUCUGAGACUUUCAGUUGCCUGAAGAAUGUGAGUAAUAAUUGUAAUGUAUAAAUUGAGCUUUUGUAGAUAUGUAUGAUAUUUUUGGUCCAGAUGAAUAAUAUUGCACUGUAGUCCAGUAAUAAGUCUUAAAGAUUUGAAUGAACCACUCAGACCUUAGCAGGGUUUUGGGAAGCUUUGAUUUCUCUUGUGUACAGUUUAGUGUAAUCAGGUUACUGUAUAAGGGGACUGGUUCUUUCAUUUCUCUUUAUAAUAUAUGUCAGUCAGGGAUUGAUAUAUGCUUAUUCCUUUUUUAAGUUUCAGUGUCUUACGUCACACGCAGUUGUUUUAAAAAAACACUUUCACAAACAACCUUUUAACUGACAGAAACACAAUUCUGUAGAAAGACCCACGUCUCACAUUUAGUUUACAGUGUAGCAUGCCUAUUGCACAUUUCGGUGUGAACUGCAUACUGACAUUUUAGAAAAAACACAAUUUGUUUCUUGUGUGAAGUUGCACGUUUGUUGGGGGAAUGGGAAUCUAUGUUUGAACCGAUUUAUUACAUUUUGAAGGUAAAAUACUUAAUUAUGUCUAAGUUUGAGUGGGGACACUUUCAUGAAACACCAGCUUUAUGCGAGUUAAUGUCUUAGCAGUGUCAAAAACCAGCCUUCAUUUUUAAGCAAGAUGAUUUUGGUUGAAAUCUGUAAAAAAGAGACUUUAAUUUGUGAUUUUAUAGUUAACAGAAGAACCAAGUAGUUUUCUCCCCUGCUUAUAACCACUUGAAGUGCUUUUAACAUGUGGAAACGUUGACAUCAGGGCUUCUUCGUGCCAUCAUCUGUGAUGUGAGACGUGUUCCUCGCACUAAACCAAGAGCCCGGAGCUAAAAAUGAGUCUUGACCUUGUGUAAAAGAAUGUAAAUUGAAACCCAUGUGGAAUGUGUUACACUAUCUGUGGUGUCUUUUUGUUUUAUCUUUAUUUAUGUGUACGUUUCAACUUUUAACUGAUGUCAAUGCAAAUUUUCAUUUUAAAUAAAUGCAAAUUACAUUUUGUAAA